Echinostoma caproni is the source of this 534-nucleotide messenger RNA. Lineage: Eukaryota; Metazoa; Platyhelminthes; Trematoda; Plagiorchiida; Echinostomatidae. The record is from the annotation of a GenBank genome assembly.
AUGGCAGACAACAAAUUGCAGAAGGCCAAGGCUAUUUUCAUUCUUGGUGGACCAGGAAGCGGAAAGGGAACGCAGUGUGAAAAGAUCGUGGCCAAAUUUGGCUAUAAUCACUUAUCCAGUGGUGAUUUACUUCGAGCAGAAUGUGCUUCCGGUUCACCGCGAGGAAAAGAGCUGUCUGCAAUCAUGGAACGCGGCGAGUUGGUCUCUCUUGAUGUUGUUCUGACCCUAAUCAAAGAAGCUAUGGUCAAAUGUGUAGAUAAAAAUUGCUUCUUCCUCAUUGAUGGAUACCCGCGUGAACUGGAGCAAGGAAUUCGGUUUGAAAAAGAGGUGUGCCCUUGUCUGUGUGUGAUUGCUUUUGAUGUGAGCGAGAAAAUAAUGCAAGAGCGUUUGCUCAAACGCGGUCAGACCAGUGGUCGAGUGGAUGACAACGAGGAAACCAUCAAGAAACGAUUCCACACAUUCAACGAGAGCACAAAACCGGUUUUGGACUACUACGAGAAACAGAACAAACUGAUACGUGUAAGUGAUUGCUAA